AUGGAAGCUCCCGUCAGGACGCCCGAAACUGCCGAACGGGUCAAGCAAGUCCGAGAACGCUUUCGCCAAGCGGCCGAAGAUGCCGCCAAAGCCAAGGGAUGUGCCACACAGGAUGAUGGAAGUGCAGUGUGGAGGCAGCCCAUUGAAAGUCGAGAGAUUACACCCGAUAGACCCCUCCGAGUCGUCGUGGCGGGAGGUGGAGUCGCCGGAUUGGUUGCCGCAGCGGCGGCACAUUCCAAAGGCAUGGAAGUCACCAUCUUUGAACAGGCGUCCCAAUAUGCACCCUACGGUGGACCCAUCCAGAUUCAAUCCAAUGCCUUGAGAGCACUCGAACGAAUCAACCCCACUGUUUACCAAGAAAUUCUCAAGGCCGGAACCGUCACGGCAGACCGAGUGUCCGGACUCAAAAUUGGAUACAAAAAGGGAGUCUUCCUAGGACUGGGACAGCAAUACGAAAAGGGAGAUUGGUUGGUUCGCUUCGAUACACUCCAGCCAGCACUACAAGCUGGAUUGCCGGCCACCGUCGUCGUCGAUCGACCCGUCAUUCAACAAAUUCUUCUCAACCAUGGAAUUCCAGAAGGAACCGUCCGAAUCAAAAGUCGUAUCGCCACCUACGAAGAACUGGGACCAGGUGAAGGCCUCAAGAUCACACUGGAAGAUGGUACUGUUGCCUAUGCCGAUGUCCUCGUGGGUGCCGAUGGAAUCUGGUCCUCUGUGCGACGCAUCAUGCAUGGCUUGGAUCAGGGCGCUGAUGGAUUUGCAGCCUCGGGUGCAGCUGGGGGUGCCUUGAACGAGGCAGAAGCUAGACGCAUGGCCAAGGACAGUGUGCUCAUGGCAGAGAAUGCCAACCGACGUUAUUCCGGAUUCACGUGCUAUGCGGCCCUUGCUAAGCACAAGGCAAGUAACAUUGAGGAAGUAUCGUACCAGAUUCUACUGGGAAAAGACAAGUACUUUGUCAGCACGGAUGGUGGAGGUGAACGUCAACAAUGGUUUGCCUUGAUUCGAGAAGAUGCUGGAGGAGUCGACCCGGAACCCAGCGAGGAAAACCCCAAUCCCAAGCUUGCCCGUCUCUUGAAUGAAUUCAACAAUGAGGAACCAGGAGAUAAGAAUGGUGAUGUCUGGGAUGGCUUUGCUCACGAGCUUUUGAAGGCAUCGCCCGAAGAAGACAUCAAGCGCAGAGAUUUGUAUGAUGGUGCUCCAUUGUUGUCCAAAGGGUGGACUCGAGGUCAGGUUGCCAUCUGUGGAGAUGCUGCACAUCCAAUGAUGCCCAACCUCGGUCAAGGAGGAUGUCAAGCCACAGAAGACGGUUACAGAUUGAUCGAAGAGCUCUCCACAGUCACGCACACACGGGAUAUUGAAGGCGCGCUGAAGUCGUACUACGGAAAGAGAAUCCCACGCACAACAAUCAUUCAAAUAUUGGCUCAGCUGGGAAGUGAUCUCUUGGUUGACUUUGACAAGAUGAUGACAAUUCCAUUGGUUGGCCCUUUCUUCUUGUUCAUGACCCAGGUCUCCAUGCCGUUCAUUCUUCGAUUCUUGUACACACCCGAGUUCUAA
Seminavis robusta is the source of this 1554-nucleotide messenger RNA. Lineage: Eukaryota; Bacillariophyta; Bacillariophyceae; Naviculales; Naviculaceae. The record is from the annotation of a GenBank genome assembly.